UGUUGGUACGAUAAUGUUCCUAAGGACACUAUCAUUUCAAUCCAUACAAAAAAAACCAAUCCAAAACCAUCAUAUAAACCUCAUUUUCUUCACUCAUUCAUUCAACUACACUUCACAAAACGUUGCACAAAGGAUGAGAGUUUUUGUUAUCCUCGGUUCUUCCAUCAUCACUCCUCCUCCCAACCCACAACCACCAUCUUCAUCAUCAUCUUCUUCCACUCCACAACACCGUCAUACAAUCAAACCCCACAAAACCUCUCUUCAAAAGUUCCCUCCUUUAUCUCCCAAGAACACUUCCACUACUCUUCUUCAAACCCCUCUUUUUCUCAAAGAAUUUGAAACUGUUGAUUCUGAUGUGGAUGCUGAACUCUUAGCUAAUGCUGUUCUUAUGGGUAUUAAAGACAGAAAUGUUAGGACUGUGAUUGAUGCUUUGAAUAAAGUGGAGGAGGGUCUUGGUGAAGUUUCUUUGUCUACUCAUCUUCAUGCUUCUACCAUUGCAAAUGAGUGUUGUCAUAUGGUUUCAUGUGGUCACAUUGAAGAAGCUGUUGAAUUGAUGGAGGUUCUCUCACGUUUCCAGUUAUCAAUUGCACAACUUGUUCGGCCAUCUUACAUUAUAAAAAGAUGUGUUCUUAGUCGUAAACCAACUUUAGCUGUGAGGUAUGCGUCCCUUCUUCCAAAGGCGCACAUAUUAUUUUGCAACAUCAUAUCUGAAUUUGGCAAAAGUAGGGAUUUAGCUUCUGCUCUGAAAGCUUAUGAUGCAAUGAAGAAGAAAUUGGAAAGACCCAAUAUGUACAUAUACCGGGCAAUAAUUGACACUUGUGGUCUCUGUGGCGAUUUCAUGAAAUCUAGGUACAUAUAUGAGGAUUUGCUUAAUCAGGAAAUCACUCCAAAUAUAUAUGUGUUCAACAGUCUCAUGAAUGCGAAUGCCCAUGAUUUCAACUACUCGUUAAAUCUAUAUCAGAAUAUGCAGAAGCUAGGCCUGAAACCAGAUAUGGCAUCCUAUAACAUCCUACUGAAAUCAUGCUGUGUUGCUGGAAGAGUUGACUUGGCCCAAGACAUGUAUAAGGAACUCAAGCAUUUGGAAUCAGUGGGACAUCUUAAAUUAGAUGUUUUUACCUACAGCACAAUUAUAAAGGUUUUUGCAGAUGCAAAAUUGUGGCAAAUGGCUCUAAGAAUCAAGCGUGACAUGCAGUCUGCUGGUGUUUCUCUUAAUACUGUUGCAUGGUCAUCAUUAAUCAGUGCAUGUGCGCAUGCAGGGCUUGUAGAGCAGACAAUUCAGUUAUUUGAAGAAAUGCUGUCGGCAGGCUGUGAACCUAAUACACAGUGUUUCAACAUCAUUUUACAUGCAUGCGUUGAAGGCUGCCAAUAUGACAGGGCUUUUCGGUUUUUCAAUUCUUGGAAGGGAAAUAAGAUGCUAGUGUCCUCUGGUGAAAACUACAAUAGUAAUUCAGAGCAGGGAGAUAUGGAUAAUGUUACCACAUUGCCAAAAGGCAUUUCUAGUUCACAUAUCUUGAAUUUUACUGAGAGGUUCCCUUUCAAACCAACUACGUCAACAUACAAUAUUUUACUGAAGGCCUGUGGUACUAAUUACUAUCAUGCAAAAGCGUUAAUCAACGAGAUGAGAACAGUAGGUCUUUCCCCUAAUCAAAUAAGCUGGUCUAUUUUGAUAGAUAUAUGCGGAGGAUCAGAAAAUGUGGAGGGUGCCAUGGAGAUUUUGAGAACCAUGGUGGAUUCUGGAAUUAAACCUGAUGUUGUUGCAUAUACAACAGCCAUUAAGGUUUGUGUUGAAAGUAAGAAUUUUACGCAAGCAUUAAAAUUAUAUGAAGAAAUGAAAAGCUACGGAACACAUCCAAAUUUGGUGACAUAUAAUACACUUCUAAGGGCACGCAGUAAAUACGGAUCCUUACGUGAAGUGCAACAGUGCUUGGUUGUAUAUCAGGAUAUGCGAAAGGCGGGGUACAAAGCCAAUGACUACUAUCUGGAGGGGCUGAUUGAGGAGUGGUGUGAAGGAGUAAUACAAGACAACGAAGAUUACAAAGGAGAAUAUUCUACCAGCAAGACAUCUGAAAUAGAGAGACCUCAGAGUAUACUUCUUGAAACAAUUGCGGCACAUCUAUUAAAGAGAGUAGCUGACAUCUUGGCAAUUGAUGUUCAAGGACUCACAAAGGUUGAAGCUCGCUUGGUCAUUCUUGCAGUUCUUCGAAUGAUCAAAGAGAACUAUGCUAUUGGGCAUUCGGUGAAUGAUGACAUAUUGAUCAUCAUAGGAGCUACCAAAGCCGAUGAAAGUCCAUCCAAAAACAUAUUAGAAGUGCAAGAGGCCAUGAUGAAACUUCUUAGAAAUGAAUUGGGACUUGAGGUUAUUCCAGCCAGAACCAGAUUUGCACCAAGUGACACACCAAAGUUAAGGACCCCAAAACUUUCAAAUCAAACCAUAGAAGCACUGCCAGGAGAGAAUGCAUUAACCACAACAAUGGGGUUUCACACAAGGAGACCUGCAGUUCUGCAAAGACUGAAGGUCACCAAAAAAUCACUACACCAUUGGUUGCAGAGGAAAGUUUUGGACAACCUCUUUAAUGUUUUUCAGAGUUGAUAAUCUCUUCAUUGUUUAUGUAAGAACCCGUAGGAAUUAUGUACAAAUGUUAGAUAUGCCAUUCUUUUCCUCGCAAUGGCUGCUUCGAUGUGUAUAUAUAAUCAUGGUAUAGCUGCAAAUGUAUUUUGUAUCUAAAAUAUAAACUGUCAUGGAAUAAAAUCAUAUUUUUUCUUCA
Messenger RNA from Trifolium pratense (red clover), 2765 nucleotides. RefSeq names its product pentatricopeptide repeat-containing protein At5g02830, chloroplastic. Bases 14 to 2590 code for a protein of 858 amino acids. The record is from RefSeq and is a predicted model, not a curated record. The transcript is spliced from 12 exons. Gene Ontology annotation, molecular function: protein binding. NCBI's taxonomy places the organism in Eukaryota, Viridiplantae, Streptophyta, Magnoliopsida, Fabales, Fabaceae.